AUGGACGACGAAGAGUACUAUGGGGGGCAGCUCCAGGGUUACAGCAUCCAAAACCAACCGACGGUCGAUCCGCAAGACACCAUCGUCGCCGGGGGUUCUAGGCUAGCCGUAGGCCUCACUAUCGAAACGGACCAGCACGAGGACCCCACGCCGAGUUACGCGACGGGGUACCUCUGUGGGAACACGGCAACAUAUUUCGUGGGACACGAGGGCAUUGCUGCGGCAGAACAUGUCUCCCAGGCCAUGGCAGACGUGACCUCGCCCAAUAUCUGGCCCGUUCAAGAGAUGGGGUAUCCUGGCACCCCGUUUCUUUCAGCAGAAUACGGCCCUCAUACGGUAGAGGACGAGACCCAGACGGCCUCAGCGCAUAUCGGAAACCAAUCGUCCAUCGAAAUUCCAAUUUCCUAUCCAUCGGCCGAAAACGAUUUCCUAUCAACAAUAGUUACAGACCAGUCAUCAAGCUCGAGUCCUUCGCCGCCAUCCUCUCCGCUGAGUAGCCAUAUCGAGCCCGGGGGAGACAUCGUUUGUACGGAAGGUAAAUGUGCGCAGAAUCCCCAGCGAUUUCGCAGACCUGGGGAUUACAACAUGCACACGAAGAGACAUAGACUCCCCUACAAAUGUACUUUUGCUGGCUGUCGCUGGGGUCAACGGGGCAAGGGAUUCUCUCAACGCCGCGAGUUGGAGAAACACGAGAAGACUCACCUGGCUGGUCUGUCCUUUUCUUGCCCGGUCAAGAGCUGUUCUAGCAGCGCCACGAGGGAAGAUAACCUGGUCCGGCAUCUAAAGAAGACACACGGUAUCAAGGCCAAGAAGGCGGACAUUGCCAGUUUGUACAGAAGAUAG
Molecule: messenger RNA, 843 nt
Organism: Chaetomium globosum CBS 148.51
Lineage: Eukaryota; Fungi; Ascomycota; Sordariomycetes; Sordariales; Chaetomiaceae
Exons: 4
Coding region: 1-843 (280 amino acids)
Biological process (GO): regulation of transcription by RNA polymerase II
Cellular component (GO): nucleus
Molecular function (GO): RNA polymerase II cis-regulatory region sequence-specific DNA binding; DNA-binding transcription factor activity, RNA polymerase II-specific
Source: RefSeq, a predicted model, not a curated record